AUGGCUCUCUCUAUCGGUCUUGGAAACCUUGAUUAUAAUGCAAUACAAGCUCAAGAUUUGACAACAUAUUUGGAGAACAAAGUUGCUGAAAUUCGAGAAGCUCGUGUUAAUUGGCAAUCAUAUCUUCAGGGACAGAUGAUUAAUCAGAGGCAAUUUGAUUUUAUUUCUCAGCUCGACAAUGCGGUUAAUUCUGAUGGUCGAUCCCGGGUUAUAAACGAAUUUAAUGAUGAAGUUCCGCAAUUAUUCAUCUCUCUCAUUAAUCGCAUUUCAAAAGAAAAAACACUUCAAUAUCUGCUUUCUCUUAUGGAUGAAAUGUUCACAGAGGAGACUUGUCGCGUUGAAUUAUUUCGCAAAUACUUUGAUUGUAAAUCGGAGAAUAUUUGGAACUACUUCUUCAAUUUCCUCCAAAGAUCCGACGAGAUUUGCGUUUAUCAGAUCUCUAAAAUAAUUACCAAACUUGCUUGUUGGUCCUCCCAAAAGAUGGAUGAAAAGUCACUGGGCUUCUUUUACGAUUGGCUAUUGGAGCAUAUUCAAGUACCUAAAAAUCAAUAUAUUCGAACAAUUGCAAGAAACUUACAAAUGCUUCUUCGCGUUCGCAAUUAUCGCUUCAAAUUUGUUGAAAAACAAGGUGUCUCUGUUUUGCUAAAGGUACUCGCGAACAAGAAUUCCAGCAUGGAGAUUCUCUAUCAACUGACCUUCUGUUUGUGGUGCCUAAGUUUCAACGAAGAUCUUGUAUCUGUUAUGCUCAAGGAGCCUACACUUGUGAAUACCGUCUGUGAUUUUUUCACUAUUACUGAUCGUGAAAAAGAUCUUCGUAUCUGUUUGGCCCUUAUGCGAUCGAUUUUGGAUCAGCUUACUGAUGCUCGCACGAAGCGUGCGAUCUCCCUUAGAAUGGUUCAAAACAAGGCCCUCAAGCGUCUUGAUAUUCUCGCUCUAAAGGAACUUAAUCAUGACCCUGAGAUGUUGGCUGAUUUAAAAGUUCUUCGGGACACUCUGGUGGAGUGCGUUCAGGAUGUAAGUAGUUUGGAAGAGUAUGUCACUGAAUUAGCCACCGGUCGUCUCGUUUGGUCUCCCGUCCACAAAUCUGCUCAAUUUUGGCGUGAAAAUGCCGACAAAUUCACGGAUAACAACUAUGAACUUCUCAGGAUGUUGAUCUAUUUACUGGAAUAUUCAACUGACCCACAAGUUCUCGCUAUUGCCUCCAAUGAUAUUGGUGAAUUCGUUAGUCACUACGCACGAGGAAAACAAGUUAUUGAUAAACUGAACGCAAAGCCGUUGGUAAUGACCCUUCUUCAACACAACGAUGCCUCUGUUCGCUAUAAUGCUCUUCUUGCUCUUCAAAAGAUUAUGGUUCACAACUGGUACGUCACAGAUACCACCGCUGGCCUUUAUUCCUAUUUAAUUCAAUUUCCAGUGGUGUAUCUUAUUCAUUUUUAG
Molecule: messenger RNA, 1437 nt
Organism: Rodentolepis nana
Lineage: Eukaryota; Metazoa; Platyhelminthes; Cestoda; Cyclophyllidea; Hymenolepididae
Source: the annotation of a GenBank genome assembly